Molecule: messenger RNA, 762 nt
Organism: Cornus florida
Lineage: Eukaryota; Viridiplantae; Streptophyta; Magnoliopsida; Cornales; Cornaceae
Exons: 1
Coding region: 78-596 (172 amino acids)
Source: RefSeq, a predicted model, not a curated record
AUAAGAACAACUUUUGAUAAUAUAAGACACCCAUUUCUUAGAGCGAGACAAUUCACACCAAGUAGACCUCAAACACAAUGUCUCGAAUUAUCAGUGUCAUUGUCUCCCUUUUCUGUCUCUACUCCCUCACAACUCCGCCGCCAAUCGCCGCCGCAGACGACGACGACGACGGAAAACUCAACGCCUAUGACGUCCUCAAAUCCUACGACUUCCCGAUGGGUCUCCUCCCAAAAGGAAUCACGGGCUACGAUCUCGACAAAUCCACCGAAAAAUUCCACGCUUAUCUGACCGGUACCUGCAGUUUCUCUCUCGAAGGCUCAUACCAGCUCAAAUACCAAUCCACCAUUAGUGGGUACAUAUCGAAAGACAGGAUUACAAACCUCAGUGGCAUAAGCGUGAAGGUACUCUUCUUCUGGCUCAACAUCGUCGAGGUUGUUCGGAGAGGCGACCAGCUCGAGUUCUCGGUGGGGAUCGCUUCUGCGGACUUUGGGAUUGAGAAUUUCGAAGAGUGUCCGCAGUGUGGGUGUGGAUUGGAUUGCAACAGCAAUGGGCAAGUAAGGAAGAUUAUAACUAGCUCUUUUGUUUCUUCCAUUUAAUGUGAAAUUGAAUGUGUAGUGAGAUGCCUUGUUGGGAUUUGGAUGAUGGGUUGUUUAUGAUUUGGGAUUAAUCGACAUGGGUUUUGAUUAUUUGUUCCAGUAUAUGGAUUAUAUGUGUUUUGGAUUGAUUUGAAUUAACAUAUAUGUAUGCUUGAUAUUGUAUUUC